AUGCAAACGAAAAACAGAUUCCAAAGUCAUUCCAUUUUCUGCCAGAAAUCAUGGUCAUCAUUGUGGCAUCGAAUGAAGAGCAACAAUGGUCCGUGGAAUAUCGAAGGACAGACACCACAUUACAAGAAAUCUCCAAUUCCUGGAAGAUUAAGUUAUCAUUGGAAUUACAAUGAUCAUUUGGAUGCAAUAAUCAAAAGAGAAAUUUACUCGAAUUCAUCAUCUGAAGUUAUCGAAAAUCUUCGAAAUAAACUUAUCAAGCAAAUUUCAUCAAAAUCAUUGAUAUUUGAUACAGAUUAUGACAAUUCAUUUAAUUAUGAUUUCGAUGAAUCAAAAUUAAUUUAUAAGACAAAAAAUUGUCAAAAAGUUUAUUUGAAGAAAAAAGUUAAUUGUAGUUUUUGCAUCUACAAGAAUGGUAUCAAAUAUAUUGUGAAUGAUGUAAUCACUAUGAUUUCAAGUGAUCUUAUCAAAAGAAUAAGUCCAAUGAAGUACAAUCAUAAAGAGAAUUCAAUUGAAAUUUUGACAUGGAAUGGAAAACUUUUGUUUUUCGUUUUUCCUGAAGAAAAUAAUUCUCAGAUUUUGAGUAGUUUCAAGUACAUGACAUUGAAUCAUGGAAGUAUUGAAGUUUACGAUGAAUUCAGAUUCAUUAAAGAAUUCACAGAAAAAUGGCAAAAAUAUCAAAUUUCUACAUUUGAUUAUUUGCUUGAAAUCAAUCAUUUCGCCAGUAGAACAUUUGCUGAUAUCACACAGUAUCCGAUAUUCCCAUGGAUAUUAUCGAAUUACUCAUCUGAAACGAAAGAAUUAGAUCUUUCUUCAGAUAAAAAUUAUCGAGAUUUGUCAAAACCGCCAAGUUCAAUUUCUCCAGAAAAAUCUGUGAAAAUUUUCAAAGAUUUUGAAUUUUCUCAAGGAAUUUCAACUCCAGGAGAAAUUUCUGCCUUUAUGAUAAGAACAGAACCAUUCACAACAAUUAAAAUAAAUUUGAAUGGUGGUUUCUUUGAUAGAAAAAUCUUUUCAAGUCUUGAAGAAGAAUGGAACAAUUUCUUUGUUGAUCCAAAUGAUACUAGAGAAUUAAUUCCGGAGUUCUUUUCAUUCCCAGAGAUGUUUUUGAACAUCAAUCAUUUGUAUUUGAACCACAUGUCAGAGGAUGUUCAAUUACCUGGAUAUUGUCAUUCUCCCGAUGAAUUCGUUUAUUUGAACAGAAAAGCUCUUGAGAGUAAUUUUGUUUCUCAAAAAAUUCAUCAAUGGAUUGACUUCACUUUUGGUGUUUUACAAAGAAAACUAAAAUCAUGUGAAUACAGGAAAGAGUUGUAUGAUGAUAUAUUUGAUUCCAAUCCUAAUGAAGACUUUGUUGACAUUUGUUGUUUGAAUUUAGGUCAAAUGCCUAAACAAGUUUUUACAACAAACCAUUUGGAAAGAAACAUCAUUGAAUCAAAUCAAUUCAAAACUAAAAGAUUCCAACAUGGAAUUGAUAAAAUUGUUUCAAGUAGUUUCCAUAAUAAUGAACUUCUUAUUUUGACAACAGAAGAUAUUAUUACAAUCAAACUGAAGAAUCCUCAUGAUAUCAACAAAAACAACAUUUCUUUCAAAACUAAGAACCAUAAGAAACAAAUUGAAGAUUGUCAAAUUUGUUAUUUCAUUGAUGAUUUCGUUGUUUCCAAUGAAAUUAAUCAAAGUAUUGAAUAUGUUUCUUCAAACAAAUCAUUACCAAUACGUGGUGGUGUCAGUUCUUUGUCAUCCAGUGAUUAUUUGUUAUGUGUUGGAACAUUUGCUGCAACAUCACAUGUUUAUUUAGGCCAUGAUUUCUUUGAUUUAUGUGAUUGUGAAACAUUUUUAGGAGAAGUUGUUUGUAGUUUUGUUUCUUCUAAGUAUUUUGUUGUUGCAAGCUGCACAUCGAGCUGUUCUUUAGUUAUUCACGAAUUAGAUGGUGAAUACAUCCAUUCUGUGCAACUUGAUUCAUUGCCAAAAUCAGUUUUGAUUACAGAAAAUCUUGGUUUUAUUGUUGUUUAUUCCGAAUCUGUUUCACGCGGACAAACAAAACAUUUCCUAAAUGUUUUCAACAUCAAUGGUCGAAGUAUUAUUUCUAAAGAGAUUCCAAACGAAAUCAAGGGUAUUUUGUCUAUCAAAGACAAGCAUAAUCUUGAUUAUUUACUAUACAUUGAUUGCGAAAACAAAGUUUAUGUUGUUGAAACAUUUUAUUUAGCUGAACCUCGCAACCUUCUUACUAUUGAAGGAAAGUUUAUUUCUUUACAUUACAUGAAAGACGACAACGUUGUUUUAAUCUUAACAGAGAAACAUGUCUACGUUCUUGAUCAUUUGUUUUAA
This is a messenger RNA of Trichomonas vaginalis G3, 2319 nucleotides long. Its product is annotated as platelet formation protein family. The coding region runs from base 1 to 2319 and encodes 772 amino acids. The record is from RefSeq and is a predicted model, not a curated record. The transcript has a single exon. NCBI's taxonomy places the organism in Eukaryota, Parabasalia, Trichomonadida, Trichomonadidae.